This is a messenger RNA of Jaculus jaculus (lesser Egyptian jerboa), 2732 nucleotides long. RefSeq names its product sterile alpha motif domain containing 10 (gene Samd10). The record is from RefSeq and is a predicted model, not a curated record. The coding region runs from base 864 to 1469 and encodes 201 amino acids. Gene Ontology annotation, molecular function: protein binding. Lineage: Eukaryota; Metazoa; Chordata; Mammalia; Rodentia; Dipodidae. Gene Ontology annotation, cellular component: cytoplasmic side of plasma membrane. Gene Ontology annotation, biological process: cell surface receptor protein tyrosine kinase signaling pathway. The transcript has 5 exons.
AGAAGACGAGGCCACCGCUUCGGAUUGCGACUGUGGCUGCGGGGUGUGUCUGAGUACGCUAGAGCCUUCAUGUGGUGUUGCGGGUAGCGUUAGGGCGCAGGCGUGGGGUUCACUGUCUCUGCUACCCCAGUAACUCCCAAGACCAGCCUCGACAUGGCUGGCCUGCUCCCCAGCACCACUAGCCUCGGGCCCUGGCCACAAUCCCGCCCCAUUUUCCAAGGCUGACCAGUCUAGACUGGGGUAACACUCCUGCCGGACUGUGCGUUUGCCCUGUGCAACGCGCUCAGCCCUUAGCGCCCAGGUCCCGGGCCUCCUGCGGGACUAAUAACAAGUGAAUAAAUGCAGCACUCGUCAGUGUGUGGAUCAGCGGCACAAAUAUAGGGGUGACUCCUGCAUGCACAGUGUCUUAGUUGGAUUCACACCACUGUAUUCUGAACACAUGUUUGCAUGUCCGUACUCAGCUCUGCUCCUAUGAGACCCGCCACCCUCAUCAGCCUUUGGGCAAAGCAGAAAACCUUUUUGGUUAGUUUCUUUCGCCUUCUUUUUUGCUGAACUAGCCAACCAGACUUUAGUGCCUAGUGCCUCGUAUUAGGACUGUGAAGCAAACAGUCCUGGCUCUCUAGCCAAGUCCCUUUCAAUCAUUAAGCACUGAUCCUGAUUCAGGGGCUUCAUAUCGAGGACUUCCUCUCUGAAAUCCACCGCGGAGUGGCAGAUAGGCGAGGGUUAGCCAUCUUCUCUAGAAAGCGAAUCUGAGGGACAGAUAUCCUAGGAGAUAAGGAGACUGCUCCGGCAAAGAAUGAGCAAGUACACGGACAAGUGUUUAGGAGGGGCCGGUCAGGAUCCCCGAGGGUAAAAGGCCCCAGAUGCAGUACAGAGGGGACCAACAGUUCCCCGCCGCAAAGACCCUACAGCAGGUUGCACUGAGGCUCUGGUUGGCGAAGCCGUGCCCAGCCACUGCCCACUUCAGCUUCUGCCGGACCAUCCUGGAGCACACAGUAUCAGCUGAGAACAUUCCCUGCCAUCUGCCUCGGACACCAGGCAACAGCCUCACCUGGCAUGACUCCCGUGGCCAGAGGGCAUCCAGCAGCAGGCCAAUCAAGCUCCUACAGCAGCCUGGCUCAGAGACUCCCCAGGCCCGGCUGUACUCUGAUCACUAUGGCUUGUACCACACAAGCCCCUCGCUGGGUGGCCUGACACGGCCUGUGGUCCUAUGGACCCAGCAGGAUGUCUGCAAGUGGCUCAAGAAGCACUGUCCUCACAACUACCUCGUCUAUGUUGAGGCCUUCUCCCAACAUGCCAUCACUGGCCGGGCUCUUCUUCGACUGAAUGCAGAGAAGCUGCACCGGAUGGGGUUGACACAGGAGGCCCAGAGACAGGAAGUGCUACAGCAGGUGCUCCACUUGCAGGUUCGUGAGGAGGGGAGGAGCCUGCAGCUGCUCAGCCAAGCUUCCUUCGGAAAUAUGUCCUAGCUGCUGCCCAGGCUUGGACCCCAGACCCCAACACUGUGACUGGAGCUCAUGGCCAAGAAUGAGGCAUAGCUGGCCCUACAGCCCCUUUGGAUCCUGCAGAAUGCUCUAGUGGCUAGUCUGACCUGGUGAACAGGCCAGGAACAGGACCACACCCUCCAGGCACCUCUGGUUGGGUACUCAGGCUGUGCUGAGAAAUGGUUGGUUGGAUGCUGCCUUGAUGUAGCCCCUCCUUCUGGGACCCAAGCCCAGGUGCACCCCCUGGUGCUACUGGCAGCAGUGGGGCAGCUGCCUGGAACCAGACUGGGGUUUGAAUGUCCCUAGACUCCCAGGGAGUCUGUUUAUUUAUGUUUCUUUCAUGUGUCUAUUCUCCAUCCCUAAAGCCUUCCAGUUCUGUUCUUCCCAGGCAUCACCAAGAUCAGCCACACAGUGAGGCAAGCUGCCUUGGUUCUCUUUGGAAUGUCCCUCCCAGGGCCCAGGAGUCCUGACUCAUUGCCACGGUGAUGGUCAUCAGCACCUGCCUGGCCUUAGCAGUGUGCCAAGUGCUUCAUGCAGUACCUAUGGAAUGAGCAUACCCUAUCCACUUAUGAGAACUGAGGCUGAGAAGGGUCUAGGAUGAACAAGUUCAAAAGACGAAAGUGGCAUAACACAGUCUCCAGCCCUGUACAGAUGACUCCAUGUAUAGCCAACAAUUCAGCAGUGCUCCCAACAUUGUUUCUGGGGAAGUUUUACUUUUAAGCAUUUUCCCUAUCCCUUGGUAUUUGGAGACCACCUUGGAGAAACAGUCCCCUCUCUCUCUCUCUAGACUGUUUGAGGGCUUCAACAUGUGACAGACACCUAACAACUCCUCCAUGGGUGGUGGGUGGCUGGUGCUGCUGGGUGGAGGGGCAGUGAGGGUGGCCAUGGCAGCCCCCCUUAUUUUGCCCUCUCCCAAUUCCCCCAAGGAUUCUAAUCUCAGGGACAGCAGAGGCUGAGCCUCUAGUCCCCUCCAUGUGCCCAUAGCUGGCCUUGGAACUUGAGUUUGCUCAUUGCAUGGAAGUCCUGAGUGAAAUCUGACAACUGUCCUGAUACCACCCCAUCCCUUGUGUCUGCCUGCUUCUAGAGUCCCCACCCACCUGGUGCCAGAGGGCCAAUUCCUGCCUACUUUCUCUAUCCUCUGUCUUGCCUACCCCAUGCUCCUGUCCUAUCUUCCUUGGUUUUCACUCAUUUUUUUAAUAUACCCUGACAAAAAAACAAAAUAAGAAAUAAACCUGGUUUUCAAGUGCC